AGAGAGCACGGAGAGCACCCUUUGGUGUACAGACGGUACAGACCAAAAUAACUCCUUCCUUAACGUCUCUGGAUAUACUAUAACAGGAAAAGAAUGGAUCCCCCGAAAAUAAGAUUGUGCGGUUGUAAAGGCUGCAGGACCUGUUUAGUAUGUGAAAAGAAAUUCGGAAUCGCAAAACCGGAUUUGUACAGUGAAUUCAAAAAUUUAGACUCUUUCGUCUAUUGUCAUUGGUGCAACAAGCUGUUCAGAGGAUGGAAUGUCGAAGAGGUCCUAGACAAUCAUCAAAAUCAUGCGACUGAAAAUGGAAUUGAAUUUCCCGGGAUUUUUGUGAAAACAAAUUUUUUGGAUGAACAAGAGGCGGCCAAUUUAAUGAAUGGAAUCGACGAAAUGCCUUGGGACGGUUCACAAAGUGGUAGAAGAAAACAGAACUUUGGCCCGAAGACUAAUUUCAAAAAAAUGAAAUUACAAGUCGGACCGUUUGAGGGAUUUCCUGCAUUCACCAAGUUUGUGCAAACCAAGUUCGAGAGUGAACCGUUGCUACAUGAUUUUAAAACGGUAGAACAAUGCUCGCUAGAAUACGAUGACCAGAAAGGUGCCUGCAUAGAUCCCCAUAUCGAUGAUUGUUGGGUGUGGGGUGAACGAGUCGUCACAGUCAAUUGCUUGGGCGAUUCUGUACUGACUUUGUCAAGGUACAACGGUGACUGUAAGCGAUACAAUCUAUUUUUGGUUGACAAAUAUCGGUCAACGUUACUAGCCGAAUUGUUUGACGAAAACGAACUAAAUAAAUUCAACGACUUGGUUAUUCGUAUUCCGAUGCCUGCAAGAUCGUUGAUCGUCUUAUAUGGUCCAGCGCGCUACCAAUUCGAGCAUUGUGUUUUGAGAGAAGACAUAAAUCACAGGCGGGUAUGCUUAGCCUAUCGAGAAUUUACGACAUUCUACCUGAGCGAUGGAGAAAAAUACGAUAGUGCAGGAAAGGACGUUCUUAAUAAAGCGAAAUUGUAUUGGGAUCAUUCGACACGCGAAGGUGGUGUCGGGAUGCGAAAAUGAAUUACCGAAAUAAAUUUGUUAUUGUUCUAAUGUCAAAA
Molecule: messenger RNA, 1085 nt
Organism: Bradysia coprophila
Lineage: Eukaryota; Metazoa; Arthropoda; Insecta; Diptera; Sciaridae
Product: alpha-ketoglutarate-dependent dioxygenase alkB homolog 4
Biological process (GO): demethylation
Molecular function (GO): demethylase activity; oxidoreductase activity
Source: RefSeq, a predicted model, not a curated record